AUGGAGCUCCUAGCUUUAAACUCUAGACUACCACAAAAAGCCUCAAAGGGCUGGAGCAAGUCUGACAGGUCUAUGGCAGUCAUGCUGAUCCUCCUACAUCUGCUCUACUUGAUAGCAGCCGAUCUGCAGCUGGACGCGACAGCAUUUCCACUGCUAUCUCUGUGCCUGGCGCCCUUCGCAGUGAACCCACUUGCCAUGGCACCAGCAUCCUCACCGGUGAGGUUCCUUCCGGCAGAGGGCGCCCUCUGCUGCACCCUCGCCCUAUUCUUCGGCAGCCGUGUCCCGCCUCUGCUUGCUUUUGUGGUGUCUGCCGCUCAUGUCGGUCUCUGGUUCUGGGCUGCUUGCUCUGAUGCGCAGCCGCUUGCACUGUUACUUCCGCCGUCUCUUAUGGCGCCCUGCCUUUGGGUGCUGGCCUGGUACGUAGGACAGUCCCUGAAGCUGGGUGAGGUAGGGCUCCGAGACCUACGGAGUUUGGCGGAGCCCGACAAAGCAAAGGGCAGCUGA
Symbiodinium sp. CCMP2592 is the source of this 504-nucleotide messenger RNA. NCBI's taxonomy places the organism in Eukaryota, Dinophyceae, Suessiales, Symbiodiniaceae. The record is from the annotation of a GenBank genome assembly.